Cantharellus anzutake is the source of this 1536-nucleotide messenger RNA. RefSeq lists its product as uncharacterized. The record is from RefSeq and is a predicted model, not a curated record. Bases 1 to 1536 code for a protein of 511 amino acids. The transcript is spliced from 11 exons. NCBI's taxonomy places the organism in Eukaryota, Fungi, Basidiomycota, Agaricomycetes, Cantharellales, Hydnaceae.
AUGUCAGUUGAUUCUGCUGUCCACUCGAGUAUUAUCAUCCGUUGCGCAUCAGACCUUUCCACUUCAUCCUUCCUUCUGCUUGUCAUUGGUCUCCUAGCCGCGGGAGGUGAUGUUGCAUUUCCAGUUCUCGCCGCUGUCAAUGCUGCAUUGGGGUUGUUCCCUCCUUUACGAUCUCCCACUGGUGCCACACACCUGAUCCUCAGCGAGAUGAAAGGGAAAUGGGAGAGUUUUGGGAAAUAUAUCGCAGACAAUGUGGUUGCAGUCAUCGAUUUGUACGAUGCGUCUAACGAAGAGGUUAAGCCGUGGAUGGAAAGUGUCACGAAGCUAAGCGACAGCACGGCUCUAUCUCUAGCAACGCACGACUCAGCAUGCUGCAUAGCGACUUUUCAGAAGAAUCCAGCUCUCGCCGGCCCCGUUCGCGAAGCAAUUCCCUGGCUGGACCUCUCCGUCUCGCGAUACUACCGUCUGCUUAUGGUGGUCAUCAUCGAUGUGUUAGAUGAAUGCGACACAGAAGCUUUCCCGCGUGUUGCCAAUAUACUUCGAAAAAAAGUGCCAAGAUUACUGCCUAACAUCAAGCUUCUUUGUCACUUUGAGACAAUGACGCUAAUGACCAUGGCUACGCUGUUUACAUCAGUCCAAAGCAUAUUGGAGCGGGCAGGUGACUUGUUCAUUUGGAUCAGUACCGUCUUUCGCUACGUGAAAGUUGCCAGCGGUGAUCCUGCGAGAGCGCCAAAGGACCUUCUCAAUCCCAGCAUCGACCGAUCGAAGGUAGAAAUCUGUGUGAGGGCGGAAGGGUACGUCAGCAUAUCAUUGUUCCCUGAAUGGGCCAAGUUGAGCGUUGAUCGGACCUCCAAAGAUGUCAUUCGCAUGUUGGCCGAAGUGUUUAGCAACGUGAGCGAAGAUCUUAGAUCCUUUCCGAGACUGCAGGAGGCGUAUGAGUUGGCAAAUGGUUCGGUUGCGUUGUGCCGUCACCUUACGUCUGGGGACCCAAUGUCUACACCCCAAUUUGGCUCGGGCGCUUGGGUCUCUUCUGGUAUCACUCAACAGUCUCGGGCGGCAUUCCGGGGCGCUCUCAGCGAAUUGUCAAACUCUGCACUGGGGAAUCUUUUCGCGUCACUUGAAAAACUCGGACAACGUUCCGAGGCGCUUGCAGGGAUUGAAGAAAGUGUCAAGCUCUGGCAUGAGCUAGUUGCCGUCCAUCCGACACAAUGGCAUUCUGAAGCGCUCGUGAUGAUCGAAGAAAAUUUGAUUCGAGCGCUCGGGUUUCUCUUUGUAUCACUCCACAAUCUCGGACGGCAUUCCGAGGCGCUCGAAGGAAGUGUCAGACUCUGGCAUUUGGCUCGGGCACUCGAGAGUCUAGAUGUAUCACUCACCAACCUUGGACGACAUUCUGAGGUGCUCCUCAUGAACGAAGAAAGUGUCAAACUCUGGUGCGAGCUAGUUGCUGUCUAUCCUACAUACAUCAUACACCCCGGAUUUGGCUCGAGCGCUCCAGCAUCUUCGGGUAUCGCUCAACAAUCUCGGACGCCAUUCUGA